Messenger RNA from Brassica napus (rape), 1472 nucleotides. Its product is annotated as solute carrier family 25 member 44. Bases 222 to 1193 code for a protein of 323 amino acids. The record is from RefSeq and is a predicted model, not a curated record. NCBI's taxonomy places the organism in Eukaryota, Viridiplantae, Streptophyta, Magnoliopsida, Brassicales, Brassicaceae. Gene Ontology annotation, biological process: transmembrane transport. The transcript has 6 exons.
CUGCGUUUUAAAAUUCUCCUAUGCGCGUGGAAAGUCCUGACGAAUCCCAAAGUUAGUUGAAUUUGCCUCCACGCAACAAAUCUCUGAUUAGAAAUUACAUUUCCGCCGUCAUCGUCGUCGUCGUCGUCGUUCACAGAUGUCUUCCUGAGUCGUAGGGGAGAGAUCGGUUAAUUUCGCCUCGCGCUCAUUCAUCCUCGCCGCCCCCCGCAUCGGAGAAAGUCAUGAACACGCCGCCGAGUCCUCGCGUCGCGCCUUUUGUACAGACGGAGAUUAACUGGGACAAGCUUGACAAGAAGAGGUUUUACGUGGUUGGAGCUGGACUCUUCACUGGCGUUACAGUAGCUCUCUACCCUGUCUCUGUUGUCAAAACACGCCUUCAAGUCGCUUCCAAAGACGUUGCUGAGAGAAGCGCUUUCUCUGUGGUCAAAGGGAUUCUCAAGAACGACGGUGUUCCUGGUCUCUACCGAGGCUUCGGCACUGUUAUCACAGGUGCAGUACCUGCGAGGAUCAUAUUCCUAACUGCUCUGGAGACCACGAAGAUCUCGGCUUUUAAGUUGGUUGCGCCUUUCGAGUUUAGUGAACCUACGCAAGCUGCUAUUGCUAAUGGCAUGGCGGGGAUGACCGCGUCUCUUUUCUCGCAGGCCGUGUUUGUUCCUAUUGAUGUUGUUAGCCAGAAGUUGAUGGUGCAAGGAUACUCAGGUCAUGCUACGUAUACUGGUGGUAUUGAUGUUGCCACGAAAAUCAUCAAGUCGUAUGGCGUGAGGGGGUUAUACAGAGGGUUUGGCUUGUCUGUUAUGACUUAUUCUCCUUCGAGUGCUGCUUGGUGGGCUAGCUAUGGAUCAAGUCAGCGUGUUAUCUGGAGACUCUUAGGCUAUGGUAGUGACUCGGAGGCUACUGUUCCUCCUAGCCAGUCAAAAAUAGUUCUUGUCCAGGCUUUGGGAGGAAUCAUCGCCGGUGCAACAGCAUCCUCGAUCACAACGCCAUUGGAUACAAUCAAAACGCGACUGCAGGUAAUGGGACACCAAGAAAACAGACCUUCAGCGAAACAAGUGGUGAAGGAUCUGAUCGCACAAGAUGGGUGGAAAGGAUUCUAUAGGGGUUUGGGUCCAAGAUUCUUCAGCAUGUCCGCUUGGGGAACGUCCAUGAUAUUGACUUACGAAUAUCUAAAGCGUCUGUGUGCAGUAGAAGAUUAGAGAAAGCCUCACUACUGUUCGUUGGUUCUUCUCCUUAAGACUAACUCGAAUAGUACGCAUAAACCCGAUUCAAUUCUCGGUUAUUUGGGAGCUUCCGUGUUUGACAAUCGGACCAUUCUUUCAGUCUGAGUUCCGUUAUUGUAAUCAUUCUUUCAACUCUGCGUAUUUGAGUUCUUUCUUACAGCAGAAGAAAUUCUAGAUCAUGGUCUUCUGCUUUGAGUUAAGAAGCUUCACAACUUUGAAUAUAGCACUAUAAUAAUAAAAUCCCAUUUGCGAACA